Anopheles stephensi (Asian malaria mosquito) is the source of this 3339-nucleotide messenger RNA. It is a transcript of the gene Dd, whose product is annotated as CTD nuclear envelope phosphatase 1 homolog. Bases 699 to 1436 code for a protein of 245 amino acids. NCBI's taxonomy places the organism in Eukaryota, Metazoa, Arthropoda, Insecta, Diptera, Culicidae. The transcript has 6 exons. The record is from RefSeq and is a predicted model, not a curated record. Gene Ontology annotation, molecular function: protein serine/threonine phosphatase activity.
GCGGCGGCGUGUAGGGCUGCCGUCGGAUUCGUGCCCCGUCCCGGCCCGUCUGCCUGUGCGUGUGUGUAUGUGCGUAUGCGCUUUCUCCGUUGCCAAAGUAAUGUAGAAGACGCCGGAACAGAAAACGCGCACGAAAACAUGGUUACUUCGCUGUGACGGAUUGUGGUGCGUGAUGAUAAUAAUUGUCGGUCAAAUGGCCCGAAACGUGUGCGAAGAAGGAAUGAACGGAAACAAUUAGUGAAGGACAACACACAACACAAGAACAAGGAAAGGACAAGUGCUGUAGUGUCCACCGCGUGCGCGCGCUUUUCUGUGCGUUUGUUUUUUGUGUAUGCGUAUGUGUGUGAGUGUGCGUUAGUUUGUGUGCGUGUAUGUGUGUGUGUUUGCGGCUUAGAAGCCGGUUCCGGCAAAGCCGAUAGCGAGACACCGGCACAUUGUUGUUUGUUUGGCACAACAAUCCAACACAUAAGGCUGAAAGAAAUAUCGUCGCCAAAAGACCAGGACAGUAUUCCGGGCGACCAUAACAAAAACCAAUCGUCUUCCUGACCUAAUGCACCUCAGGAGACGGCUUUCCGCCAAGUAGAGGACACCACAGCAGCAGCAUCAACAACACAAUCGCCACCGUAUCAUAAUUGUUGGCAGCUAAGAGGAACGCUACCAACCCGGACUUUAUGCGCUGACCCUCGGUGGUUCUGAGAAUGCCAAUGUUGUCAUACUUUCAAAUGAACUUUCGCGCGUUUCUCGUACUGGCGUCGAAGAUAUGGACGUGUAUCUGCUACAUGUUCAACCGGCAGGUGCGGGCGUUUGUACAGCAUCAACCGGUGAAAUAUCAGCUGUUUCCCCUGUCGCCGGUCUCGCGGCACCGGCUGAGUAUGGUCCAGCGGAAGACGCUGGUGCUGGACCUGGACGAAACGCUCAUUCACUCGCAUCACGACGCGAUGCCCCGCAACAUGGUCAAACCGGGCACGCCCCACGACUUCACGGUCAAGGUGACGAUCGACCGCCAUCCGGUACGGUUUUUCGUCCACAAGCGGCCCCACGUCGACUACUUCCUGGACAUUGUGUCGCAAUGGUACGAUUUGGUCGUGUUUACCGCCAGCAUGGAAAUCUACGGUGCAGCCGUAGCCGAUAAGCUAGACAACGGGCGCAACAUCCUGCGACGACGCUACUACCGACAGCACUGUACGCCCGAUUUCGGCUCGUACACCAAAGACCUGUCAGCGAUAUGCAGCGAUCUUAAUAGAAUAUUCAUCAUCGACAAUUCGCCGGGUGCAUACCGAUGUUUCCCGAACAACGCAAUACCGAUCAAAUCGUGGUUUUCCGAUCCGAUGGAUAUCUGCCUGCUGUCCCUGUUGCCACUGCUGGACGCGCUCCGGUUUACGAACGAUGUGAGAUCGGUGCUGUCCCGCAACCUACACCUACAUCGUUUGUGGUAGCAGAAUUGGAUCAACUUUUUAUGGUGCGCUGUGAGACUUCUAAAAUCUUACAAAUACUUUUUUAUUUUAUUCUAGAAUUAUGAUUACUUACCUCUAGAGUGAAGGUGGGUGGGCGUUGUUGUGCAUUUUUUGCCUAUGAACGAGUGGUACUGUGAAUUUCGUUACACCCCAAACAGAACGGAACGGAACCAUUGCAGGAAAAACGGGGUAGCAAUUCAAAGGCAGGAGAAAGGUUUGCCAUCUAACUUGCAAGCGUGAAACCGUUCACCAUCCCACAAUAACGUGCGAAGAAAGCGAGCAAAACAGAAUCGCUGACAUUGAACGCUUUAGAAGUUGUGAAAACAGUAACGAGAAGGAAGCGAGAAUAGCGCAAACUGUGAAGACUAACCUGUUCGUUCGGUUACUCUUUGCAAAAGGAGGGUAAGGUAGGUUCCGGCAAACGGGGUAUGAUUCCUACUUGCAACAAAAAUUAGCACUUGGUGAUGUGUGAUGAUGAUUGAUCCCUCGCAGUCCGUGUGGGGGGAGUGCUAUAUGGCGCCAGUGCGCCAAAUCUCUUGUUAUUAUUUUAUCCCUCUAUAACAACUACCGCAUAGUUCACGACUGAUGCGAACCAUCGAUGCGAAAGCGGCAUAAAAUAGGUUGAAACAUUUUUCAUCUUUUUUUCUCACCAUUUGUGUAGCGAAACUUAAAACCGCAUUCUAACGCGGUUGAUAAUUAGGUGUUUUGCUCGCAAAUUUAUUGUUUUUUUUUUGCUUUGAAAAUAUUGUCUUGUGUAAAAUAGUAGUGUUUAUGGGAUUUAUACAUCAAUGCGUCUUCUUUUUUUGCUUUAUCAUUAUGUACGAGGCUGCUCUCCGUUCACAAUCGAUUAAAAUAUUACGUUACAACGUUUUUGUUUUGUGUGUUUUUGGUGUGAAUAAAAACGGAGAACUAAAAUUCGGUUCCGUUUCCGAACAUGCGUGGGGUUUGUGGUAGAAAUGUGUGUGUGUGUACACACACAAACGUAUUAUUGAGGCUUGAGGUUGCAUCGAACGCGGAUCGUUCUUCAAUCAGGAAGUAUGGUUAAUUUUCUACGAAAGUUAGCACUUAUUUUAUCAGCCUUUACCACCAGCCAACCCAGACAAAGGAGGGAAAGAGAGAAAUCAUAUUCUCUUGCUUUUGUUAAAUUUGUAAGCCAGAGUUGUCGAAAUGUUGUUUUGUCUAUGCGACAUACAAAUCCUAUGUUUAUUGCGCCAUCGGAACGACACAGUAGUAAUUAAGAUUAGCGACCCAAGCGAAGAGAGACACUCGCAACGAAUUCAAACCAAGCAUCGAUGGCACAUGCGAUGGUCCAAAAGAUGGGAUGGGACAGAAAGACCUGGUGUACCUCAUACGCUAAGAACGCUAGCACGAUCCUCGAGUACACACGGGCUUCGGAUCCGUGGAAAACUAGCUAGUUUCGUUUGCUCAAUCACUCUCAGCAAUAGGGUGCUCCCCGGAUAAAUAGUUGUCGGUCCGUUGUUUAUGUAGGUUACGUUGCCACGGUGUAUUAUUGCGGCCCACAGACAAGUGAACUCACUAUACAAUUGAUUUGUUGGAUUGUAGUUUCUUCUUUACAGUUUUUUUUUAUUUCGCGGGGUAAAAUUUCUUCCAUCUGUGACAUGUUCUAUUGGAUUGCGACCAAUCAGCAGCACAUUAAAAAUUUGCAUAAAAGACAUCGAGAUCGAGCUACAAUUUGGUCAAGACGGAAAAGAAUCACGUUGCCCCCAUUACUUACAACCACACGACACAGAGAAGGAACAUGUUAAAAGUGGUGAGGAGUAAACAAAUAAUAAUAUUUACGUAAGCAAACGCGACAACACUCACACACAUAGAAACACGGUACAAAUGAAGUAAGCAAAAUAAUAAUAUCAUGACGUAAGUUGCU